GUGGAUACGCCCCUGGGUGCACGAAUCCGCGCGUGCUUAAUCUUUGCGACUGUCACAUUCUGUCAAGCCCGGUUGUCAGCCUAUGCUCAUCAGCCAUGCUGUGUCUAACUGUAAAAAAUAACUUUUAGCCAUUAAGUGUCACUUGGUGCAGGUCCAAACUAGUAGAUAAAAAACGGUGGCUUGCAAUCGCGAUCAAACAUGUACCGUAUCUUUCCCGAUCUAAUAACCGAUACGGGUGUGUCUACGCGCGUGUUCCGAUACGUGAUCAAGUAUGUCAGUCAGUUUGUAAAAGUGCAAGCUUGUAGCUGUACCAAACAUUAGGUUACCAACAAACAGUAUAUUUCCUAACGAUGUCAGCUGACAUCCUGCAGGAUAAGAGCGUAGCCUUGAACGGCAAGAAUGACGUACCGGUAGUCUCGCAACCCAUUACCAGGGGUGGACUUAGAGUUUACAAGAUUGUUGUUUUGGGCGAUGGUGGUGUUGGUAAAUCAGCUGUCACAUUACAAUUUGUCAGUCAUAGCUUUCUUGAUUAUCAUGAUCCAACUAUAGAGGAUUCAUAUCAGCAACAAGCAGUUAUAGAUGGUGAAGCUGCACUUUUAGAUAUAUUGGACACUGCAGGCCAGGUGGAGUUUACAGCUAUGCGUGACCAGUAUAUGAGAUGUGGAGAGGGUUUUAUGAUAUGUUACUCUGUAACUGAUAGACAUAGCUUUCAGGAAGCUUUGGAAUAUCGAAAAUUGAUAACACGUGUGAGAGCUAAUGAAGAUAUCCCAUUGGUAUUAGUUGGUAACAAAUUUGACUUGCAACAUCAGCGAAAGGUAACUACAGAAGAAGGAAAGGCACUUGCUGAGCAGCUUGGUUGCCCUUUUUAUGAAACAUCUGCAGCUCUUAGACAGUUUAUAGAUGAUGCAUUUUAUUCAUUAGUCAGACAAAUUCGAGCUAAAGAAAGAUCAAGAAAUUCGGUACGUAAACACAGUCGUUGGUGGCGGCUGCGUUCAAUUCUUGCCUUUAUAUUUAGAAGGAAGCAAAGACAUGUCAAUAGUCAUCAUUAUUCCCCUUAAUCGACGUAUUUGCAUAGAUAUCUUUUUGAUAGCGUUUGUUUUAAAUUAACAAAUUAUGGCAACAUAAACAGUUUGGAAUUCUACAGAUUACACAACGAACAAAAUUUUUUAUGCUUCUUUUAUAUUUUAUAACAGUCCUUCAAUUUAGGGAUUAAUUCACUAAUAUCUCACUGCCUCAUCUUUAACCCCAUUAUAUUUUAAAUGUAGUAAUGGAAACAUGAAAUAUAGACUGCAGUUCAUUAUUUUUAUUAUAAACUUUACACUAAUAGCUUCUAUUACAUUGAGAAGCUAUGUAAAAACUUAUAUAAAAAAAAGUCAAACAUGAGAUAAUACAAGCAACAAGAAUGUGAUCUCUUAAAAAAGUUUCAAUAUAACAGUAACAAGAUGUCCAUAACUCUGUUCCCAAGGUCGCUAGUUUCUUCAUUAUUAUUUAUUAAAAAAGGCUAUUAAUAUUAUUUACAAUAUAUUAUCUUAUCAGGAACAAUAACUAAUAACCGUAAUUUAAGGCCUAAUUAUAUUUGGAGUAUCUUACUUUUGUUUUUUUAAAUUAAUAUAAUUGCAGUUUUUAUUUAAUAUUUUCUUUCCAUUUAAAAUUUUGAUUAUUGUUUUAUAACUACUAUUUUAUAUGACCAAAGAAUUUGAUAUUUCAUACUACAUGAAAUAUUAAAUGAAAAUUUGUAAAUGCAGAAUAUAUAGUAUAUGUGAGAUGAAUAGAAAGUUUUGUAAUGCUAAAUAAUUGUUAUAUUAUGACAAUUAGUCGUAUAAAGUUAAACUAAAAUUUAUUUAUACCAAUUUAAUUAUCUAUAGAAAAAAAUGAAAAUUAGGAAUGGUUUUAUAUCGAAUUAAAUUAUUACAAAGUAUACGAAAGUUAUAAUGAUUUGUAAAGUUUACAAAUGUUAUUUGAUGAAAUCGCACAAAGUGAACAAUUUUUAAAACGAUAUUUUCCAAUCAAAAAGAGUAUUUACACAAAUAUAUUUUUACUUUUAAGAAUUGACGAGAUAAUACUAGUAAUGUAUUUGAUUACAUAGUAGGUCAACAAAAUUUUAUGUUCAUAGACUACUAAUACUUUUCCUCCAAGUUUGAGUUCUAGAAACUUCGAGUAGUAAAUCCACGCUGUGGGGAGCGUUCUUUCGUCUUCGGUAAAAGAGAUUUAGUCAUAUGUUCUCGAUUCUUCUCUGCUGGUUUUAUGAUGGUAUGGACGCUAGGAGCACUACUUUCACUACCUGUCUGUUGUGAUGGAAUGUCCAAUUGGCAAUGCGUCCAACUAUAGAAAUAAUAAUUGCGCAAAAUCUCGGGUUGAUAUACGUCUAGGUAAUGAAUAUUUUAUGUAUUCAUAAGAAAACUUAGGAUUGUUUUGUUUUCUGUUAUCUUUCGGCAUAGUAGGAUGUGUCAACACAUGUGGAAUUAUUGACAACUACUACUUAAACAUAACUCCGUUACUUUCAUUGAGGAUGAUUUUUUGUAUUUUCCUUACAGUGCCAUAUCUUUCAAAGCUGAUUUGAAAAAUCCGUUUCACAUGCUUACAGUCAUCAUUCUGUUAAGGUACUCUAUUAUUAUAGAAUACCUUAAUGAUCAUAUAGGUAAUUCUCCAUCAUAAUUGUAAUUUUUUCACAUUUGCCACACUUAUGCCAUCCAGAAAAUAUUUUUAAUAUAUUUUGUUGCCGAAUUAAAGUUCUCUACCUUCAUACUUGGCAUGUAGAGCACCAUUAUCUUGUGGAAAAUUAUUCCUAUCCUAACUAAAUGAUUACCAAUGAAUAUCACAUAGAGGCUAGUUUCUCUUUCUCUAUAUACUGUGGCAUCAUCAUCAAUACUGAUGCAAGAUCUCAGAUAGAUUUUGUAUCUCCAUGUCUGUUACAUAGAGCUCCAUUAUCCUGUAGAAAAUCAUUCCUAUUCACCAAAUAAUUUUAUCAAUGUGUUUUAUAUGGACACAUUUCAUAGUAUACUACGACUCUGCCAUUAACAAAAAUGAUCCAACAUAUAAUUAAUAGAUUCUAUUUUGAUGAGUAAAAAGAAUAUAAUACAGAGUUUAUGCAAAUCGCCAAAGUUUAUUUAAAAAGUAAAAAUGCGAGUAGAAUACUCUUUGAUAUUCGUCCACGCUGAUUGCGUGAAGAAUAAAAGAGUAACUUAUUCGUUGAAAUUACAAAAAUAUUGGUGCUCGCUAGUAAGAGUUAAUUUAUCGUACCCCCAAGUGUCUUCGCUUUCUCUUGUUAGAGCCAAAGGUAAUAAGGCAUGUGGUGUCUGCUCCUAGCGUUCAAAUUUCACGUUUUCUUACAUUAUUUAUUAAAGCUUUUAAUUCUCGUGCAGCUUAAGAAUACGUGAUUUCUUUUUUAGUGCAUGUAUAUUAUAAAUCAAUUACGUUUAGUUAUAAAUUAAUAGAAUUAUAAUAUACACUAGAACCUCGUUUAUACAGGCAGGUCGGAGGAUAAGGCGGUUCAAAUAACAGAGUAGUUUCGAUAAUAGUUCAUUAUACCUUUGUAUACACAUACAUAAUUCGAAUAUUAAGAUUUAACCGUUAAGAUUUCAACUGUUUCUUCUUUGACAUAUUUUGUAUAAAUGCAAAUGAUCACAUAUAUUAAUAUAUUCGCUAUAAGAAUAUGUGUUUGUACAUGUACAAUUUGGCGUAGUUCGAUUAAUAGGGACUCAGCAUUAACUUGUUCGCAUAACGAGGUUCUAUUGUUCUUUAUAUAGUUGCCAGAUAAUAGAACCAAUCUAUAAUAGCAUACAGUCAAGACAUUAAAAAAAAUUGUUAAAUGUAUAUUUAUAUGUAUAUUAAACGUCUAGUCGUUACUUAAUGUUUCCUAGUCAAGUCUUGCAUUUUGUUAAACAUGCAAUAAUUUACAAUUUACAGACGCAGUUACGAAUUUUGAUUGCAGUUUAAAGUGAUCAUUUAUAUGUAUUUAUCAUAUCAUAUAAAUAUUUAUACAUGUUGGUAUUAUAUUUGUUAUAACAUUUUAUAAACAGUUUACUAAUAGGGAACAUAAUUAUUAAUAUUUAAUCCAUCUUAUUAGCUAACAUAACAAAUCUGACUAUUUCAUUUUAUAGAACAAGUACAAAGUAUUAUUGUCAAAUCUGAUAAUCAACUACAUCAACACUAGCUUUGUACUGAUACAGUAGAAAAUAUUAAUAAAUAUAAAUUACUUGUAUGUAACAAUUGAACAUACAAUACAAAAUCUGUGUAAUUUAUGUACUGUGUAAAAUGUGUUUAAUCUUUAAAACUUUAUAAUAAUAAAAGGAGAGUAUUUAUCUGUUUUAGUUA
Bombus huntii is the source of this 4314-nucleotide messenger RNA. RefSeq names its product GTP-binding protein Rit2 (gene Ric). The record is from RefSeq and is a predicted model, not a curated record. NCBI's taxonomy places the organism in Eukaryota, Metazoa, Arthropoda, Insecta, Hymenoptera, Apidae. Gene Ontology annotation, biological process: Ras protein signal transduction. Gene Ontology annotation, cellular component: plasma membrane. The coding region runs from base 351 to 1058 and encodes 235 amino acids. The transcript is spliced from 5 exons. Gene Ontology annotation, molecular function: GTP binding; GTPase activity; calmodulin binding.